This is a messenger RNA of Pollicipes pollicipes, 1328 nucleotides long. Its product is annotated as mitochondrial amidoxime-reducing component 1-like. Gene Ontology annotation, molecular function: catalytic activity; pyridoxal phosphate binding; molybdenum ion binding. The coding region runs from base 1 to 921 and encodes 306 amino acids. The record is from RefSeq and is a predicted model, not a curated record. NCBI's taxonomy places the organism in Eukaryota, Metazoa, Arthropoda, Thecostraca, Pollicipedomorpha, Pollicipedidae. The transcript is spliced from 3 exons.
AUGGAAUCGGAGGACUACCGAGGCGAAUGCUGCCUGCCAGUGGCGUUCGGACGGCCUAACGGCCGCCAGACGCAGCGCAACGCGUCGGGCGCCGGCCAGCGCUGCCAGCGGGUCCGUUUGACGCAUCUGGGCGUGCGGCACGGCGCCGUCCUCGACCGCUGCCUGGCCGUCGUCUGCCAGGGCAAGGCGCUGUUCGCCAGCACACGCCGCCGCCUGGUGCUCGUCGCCGCCGACGUGGACGGGGACGGCGUCACACUGACGGCACCCGGGAUGCCGCCGCUGACCGUGCCGCUGCCGCAGGACGGCGACGACGUCAGCACGAUGACGGUCGACUUCAACGGCCAUCCAGACUCAGGUGUCGACCUGGGGCCGGCCGUGGCCAAGUGGCUGGCCGAGUUCUUCAACGACGGCAAGGAGUACGCGAUGAUGUACUUCCUGUCAGAUGUGGUGACGCCGCGCAGAACUGUGAACCUCCCAAGGCCGUACGUGCAUCUCGCCUCACCUGAGGACAUCAUGUCUUACAACUUCGUGUCGGCGGCGUCGAUCAUCUGCUCGUCAUCACUGGACGAGCUCAACUCGCGCUUGAAGACGCCAGUUUCUCUCGAGAACUUCCGUCACAACUUCAUCGUGGAAGGCGCCCCUGCCUUUGACGACGACAAUUGGAGCUUCAUCAAGAUUGGUGACGCGGUGAUGCGCAGGAUCAAACCCGUUCACCGGUGCGGCAUCACCUGCGUCGACCCCAAGACCGGCGAACGCAGCGAACAGAUGGAGCCGCUGAAGACCCUGAGGACGUUCCGGCUGGCUAAGACGGAGGAGGAGAAGAAGCUGUACAAAGAAGCUCCGCUGUUUGGAAGUGCGCUGGGUGUGGACGUGGAGGGCGAGAUGGCUGUGGGAGAUACGGUAUACGUGCUCCGGAAAUGAGGGAGCUGGUUAGGACAUCGGUACGCACUCUUCGGACCUGAUGUCAUUCCGAUGCAAUAUCGCAGGUGCAUUUUUCUUUGUGAAGAUUGGUUGGUGGACUUGACGUCCACUCAACCCACGCCAGGCCUGGCUCUUGGGCCAUCCGCAGGGCCAGGACAAAGGGGUAUUUGAACGCACUUUCCCAGCACCUCGUAUUCCACACAUAUAAGACAAAACGAUGGAAAAGUGACUGAAAGAAGCCGAAGCCACUUAAAAGUUUGGCGCCAGAUUAACUUGUCACCAAAAGCAGCCAAGGGCAGAGCACGUAGACAAAAAUCUAACACAGCCAAGGGCGGCGCCACCAAUUUCUGAUAGGGGAAACGGGACCCUUAAGCCAUCACGACACUUGAAUAAAUAACGGAUGAGAA